GAAAGGUAGUAGCAAUCGCUGAUCAACAAGCAAGUGAAAAGGAAAUGCGAUAGAUUAGACGGACACGUCCUUCCUGUUCCUCUCCUCUGCCGCUCCUCCCACCAAUCACACAGAGUCACAGAGAUCUGUCUGAUUGCUCCUGUUCUUUAUCUUCUUCUUUCUUCCCAUCUAGUACUGUAUCUUUCUAGUCCACCGGGCAAAGCGAAUCCACUCCUUUUUCUUGUCCAUUCUCUUGCUGGCAUGAACUAUCUUUUGCAACAAUUAAGCGACCGCGUUGGGCUGUUUGGCUCGCUUGGAAGCUUGGGUGCGAGUUCUUGGAAGCUCUGACGGUGGUUCUGGUUUUAGGUACCCAUUUGUUCAGGAGCUUCUUGCUCGGAACGUGCAAGGGGGUGAGAACCGGUAAGGAUUUGUGGAAAGAAGUGGGGUUUUCUUGGUGGCGCUGCGCCCCAUGGCGUCGAGGGACUUCUUGCGCGUCUUCGGGGGCGGCGAGAAAGCACAGCCUGAGGGAGUAGGGAGCGCUGCGGAAGGCGAGUCGGACGAGAUAGAGCUAGGUUUGGGGCUGUGCCUUGGCAGCCGGUUUGGCACGGAUCGCUCCCCGGAUGCCAAGCGCCCGCGGCUUUUACGCUCGACGUCCAUCGCGUCCACCUGCUCGGUGUCCGCCGGCGACGGCGACGGCGACCCCUCCCCUGCGUCGCCGUUGCAGCUGCUGCGCACGAGCUCGCUGCCCAUGGACACCGAGGAGGAGCGGUGGCGCCGGCGGGAGAUGCAGAGCCGCCGGCGCCUUGAAGCCCGGCGGAAGAUGCUCGGGCGGAGGAGCUCAAUGGGCUCGUCGUCGGGGCCGUGCAAGCCCGACAAGGAGGACGGCGACGACGUCGUUAACGGGCUCCAGUUGAAGAGGUCAACCGGAUCGCAAGGGAGCAGCAGCUCUGCAAACCCGCAGGAGCAAGGUGCCCAGUUCACAGACGCUAGGAGUUCAACCUCUGAGUAUACCGAUCAAAACAAUGUACUUCCUCUUUCUGUGACAAGAGCAGCCGAGAGGGCAGGGGCAGAGCAGCAGCCUCCGUUGAGGACGCUUGGGUCCUUGACAAUGAGGACGAACAGCAGCAGCGACAUGAGGAAGAGCAUGAUGGAGGACAUGCCAAUGGUCUCUUCCAAGGUGGAAGGGCCCGACGGGAAGAAGAUUGACGGCUUCCUCUACAGGUACAGGAAAGGCGGCGAGGGCGUCAGGAUAGUCUGCGUCUGCCAUGGUAACUUCCUGACCCCUGCGGAGUUUGUGAAACACGCUGGUGGGGGUGACGUCUCUAAUCCGCUUCGGCAUAUUGUUGUUAACCCCUCGCCGUCGGCAUUCAUGUAAGCUCCCCAAAACUGUACCUAGAGAAAAAAUGUGUUUUUUCUUAAUCUUGUUGUAACAUUAUUAUUACAGGUCUUUGUGCUGUAACUUCUUGAUAUAUGACCCUGUUUUGGUGUACGGUAUACCCGUGAGUGCGAUACGGGUCUGAUUUUAUUACUGCAGAUUUGGAAGAACAGGAACUAAACGACAGUAUCAGCUGCGUGUGCUUCACUGUUAGUUUUACCUGAAACGUCCAUAGGCAAACUUCAGUUCA
Brachypodium distachyon (stiff brome) is the source of this 1604-nucleotide messenger RNA. RefSeq names its product ninja-family protein Os03g0419100. NCBI's taxonomy places the organism in Eukaryota, Viridiplantae, Streptophyta, Magnoliopsida, Poales, Poaceae. The record is from RefSeq and is a predicted model, not a curated record. The transcript has 2 exons. Bases 449 to 1354 code for a protein of 301 amino acids. Gene Ontology annotation, cellular component: nucleus. Gene Ontology annotation, biological process: negative regulation of DNA-templated transcription; signal transduction.